UUGAGUGUCUGAAGCCGUUGGCUGCUCCUGAACGGUUUGGCUCUUUUCUCUGCUGACAGCCUUACAAUGUUCCUCAAUUUCUCUUCAGUAUCUAUUUUCUAGCUCUUAUUAAAUAAAUAUAAUUGUCUGAACAUAACGAGACGCUUGUCUGGAAACUUAACUACCUAUCCGUCGCCUUCAUCUGGGGCUAUAACGCCUUAUUACUACCACAUUGAAAAAAAAAAAAAAAAAAAACACUUGGGAGGAAAUUCCACACAAGCGACACCAGCACAGAAGGCACAUCUUGUGUGAUCUGGAUUUUAAAGUAUUUUACACAACGGCAGAACAUCACAUCAAGUAUUGCAGGCAUGGACUACCUCCCAGAUGAUGCACAAGUCCAACAGACGUGAAUUUCGGAUGACUGAAGAAAGGUACAGUUUGAUCCUGUGAGGUUGUUGGUGAACAUCUGAAAACUUGGUCACAUGGUGCUCAGACUCUGGGACAGUACUCUUGUAAAACCUUUGUUGUGGAAACCUCAGAGUUAAUACUGUGGCUUCUGACCUGUGUGCUGACCUCAUGGUGUAACCAGGAGUAAAGAUGAGCAUAAGCAGCGAUGAAGUCAACUUCUUGGUGUACAGAUACCUGCAGGAGUCAGGGUUCUCCCACUCGGCCUUCACUUUCGGCAUAGAGAGCCACAUCAGCCAGUCCAACAUCAACGGCGCCCUGGUGCCCCCUGCUGCUCUCAUCUCCAUCAUACAGAAGGGCCUGCAGUAUGUGGAGGCUGAAGUCAGCAUCAACGAGGACGGCACGCUGUUCGACGGGCGGCCGAUCGAGUCCCUGUCGCUGAUCGACGCGGUGAUGCCGGACGUGGUGCAGACGCGGCAGCAGGCCUACCGGGACAAGCUGGCCCAGCAGCAGGCCGCCGCCGCCGCCGCCGCCCCCGUCGCCGCCGGCAACAUGCCGGGCAACGCCAAGAACGGGGAGAACACGGCCAACGGAGAGGAGAAUGGAGCGCACGCCUUAGCCAACAACCACACGGACAUGAUGGAGGUGGACGGGGACGUGGAGAUCCCCCAGAACAAGGCCAUGGUGCUGCGCGGCCACGAGUCGGAGGUGUUCAUCUGCGCCUGGAACCCCGUCAGCGACCUGCUCGCCUCAGGGUCCGGCGACUCGACGGCGAGGAUCUGGAACCUGAGCGAGAACAGCACCAGCAGCUCCACGCAGCUCGUCCUCCGCCACUGUAUACGAGAGGGGGGGCAGGACGUCCCCAGCAACAAAGACGUCACCUCGCUAGACUGGAACAGUGAAGGUACACUACUAGCAACAGGCUCUUAUGAUGGAUUUGCAAGAAUAUGGACUAAAGAUGGUAACCUUGCCAGUACCUUGGGUCAGCACAAAGGUCCUAUUUUUGCUCUGAAGUGGAAUAAAAAAGGAAAUUUCAUCCUCAGCGCCGGAGUUGAUAAGACUACAAUCAUUUGGGAUGCGCAUACAGGAGAGGCCAAACAACAGUUCCCUUUCCACUCAGCUCCCGCGCUUGACGUCGACUGGCAGAGCAACAACACGUUUGCCUCCUGCAGCACGGACAUGUGCAUCCACGUGUGCAAGCUGGGUCAGGACCGGCCAAUCAAGACAUUCCAGGGGCACACGAACGAAGUGAACGCAAUCAAAUGGGACCCCACGGGCAACCUGCUGGCCUCCUGCUCCGAUGACAUGACCCUGAAGAUCUGGAGUAUGAAACAAGACACCUGUGUUCACGACUUGCAAGCGCACAGCAAGGAAAUCUACACUAUCAAGUGGAGCCCGACCGGGCCUGGAACCAACAACCCCAAUGCCAAUCUAAUGCUGGCCAGCGCUUCGUUCGACUCCACCGUGCGGCUAUGGGACGUGGACCGAGGGAUCUGCAUCCACACGCUAACCAAACACCAAGAGCCCGUGUACAGCGUGGCCUUCAGCCCCGACGGCCGCUACCUGUCCAGCGGCUCCUUCGACAAAUGCGUCCACAUCUGGAACACGCAGACGGGAACCUUAGUCCAUAGCUACAGGGGAACAGGAGGCAUCUUUGAAGUUUGCUGGAAUGCAGCAGGUGACAAAGUGGGAGCGAGCGCAUCAGAUGGAUCUGUUUGUGUAUUAGAUCUUCGGAAAUAACACUGCUAGUUGGAAGCCAUGGACCGACUAUGAAUGUGUACAUAGCCAAAAUGACUGUCCCUGCCCCGCAUACUGCUACAGUCCCUUGUGAAACCAUGGCCAGCCACUACAGCCAAAACGAAGCAUCCCGAAAGCAGUGAAGGAGAGUGCAGGACCCCAGGGCCCCGGACCUGACUCCUCCCAGAGACUCACACAGGCGAAUCGGAGAAACCGAAAAAAGCGAAAGCGAGCUAGAUAACGGACCCGUACGUGCACCAAAAUUUAAGAGAGGUUUCUUUUCUGUUCUUUAAACCAGAAUCAACAUUUAAAGAAGAAAAAAAGAAGAAAAAAAAAAGAUUUUCUUAUGUUUGUGGGUAGAUCAGUUUUGUGUGUGGCAGACAUAUCGGCUUUCUUAAUCCAACGGCAGAUUUUUGUUUCCCUCCCCCCCUCCCCGACCCCCCGUUUAUAAAUGUUUAACAGAUAUCUUAGGUUUCAGCUGCAUGAAGCAGAGGAGCCGGUCGACUUUAACCGUUACUUUUAUACCUGGAUAGAAAUGCAUCCUGGCAAAAAAAAAAACAAAUCGUCUUUGGUGGUACUGUAUGUUUUGUGGUUUAAAAAAAAAAAACACAUUGUGGGGGGGCCGUUAUUUUCGUUUUUUUUUUAUAUUUCAGUUUCACUUUCCCGCAUUCUUCAGUUGUAGUUUUGAUGCUAUGGUUUUGCUGGUGAUUCAGAAUGCAGUAGUCUUUUCCUCUCUAAGUGGAUGUUGAUUUUGCGGAAUUUUAAGGAUUACGAUUGUAAGAUGGGCACAAAAAUAAGAAACGAUGCGCCAUGCAUCAUUUUGCUUUAAAACCAUAAUUAUGGUUGUAUUGUGCACUAUUGACAGAGAAACAUUAGUAAUAAAACAUUUUGAUUCAUAGAACUUUCUGGACAAUGGUUUACUGCUGUAGCUGUUACAAGAGAGCAACAUUCUUUAGUGAACUGUCGAUGGACUUUUUCGCCAACAAAAUAACUGGGUUCCAGUAUUAAUGACUGAUACUCUUUGUAGCUUCUCAAAAGUGUCCAUAGGACAAAGUUAAGUCAAUGUAAUUCUACCAUGAAACAGACUGACGUCCCUUGUGAAUAAAUCAUUCAUUAAAGUCAAGACUUGCUUUAAUUUCUUUUUUAUUUUAUUUUUUAUUUUGAUCCAACAUGUGCAUUUCAUAACAGUGUUGGGUGUUUUUUUUUCAGGUCUGGGUUUGUGUAACAUAUUUAUUUUUUCCUCAGAAUCUUUAGGCAAAUUUUAAGCAUGGAAAUGCAUACUGAAAAGAUCAUCUGGAAUGUAAAUGCUAGUCUACUCUUUGGCACAGAAGUGUUUUUCACUUCAGUUGUGUUUUCCUGAUCAGUCCUCCAACCCCCCCCCCAAGCCCCCACCCCCCCCCCCACUCCGAAGCGAAUCAUUUCCAAAUCAGAAAUUGAUUGACGGCCAUGUAAUGCAAGGUGUUUCUGUUCUAUAUUAAAAACCUGAAGCUAAAGCAAGUCUGGGUGUUGGGCAGGGAAAGGAGAAGGUGAAUUGGUAAAUAUGAAACGGUGUAACAUUGUAAGUAUAUAUGUCUGUGUUAACACAGAGAAUUAUUUUAUAUGCUACUCAUAUGCAAGGGUAGUUUUUAAUUAAAUCCAUUUUAGCUUUUAAAACGCACUUGACUGCGUGAUAUAAUUAUGCAUUGUAUGGACAGGUUUUAUUUUUAUUUUUUUGUUUAUCAUGCAAUGGCAUCCUCCUUUAUAAAAUACCAUUGGACAGUCAUAGUAAAAAAAUGCCUCAGUUUUAUUUCUUAAAUUCUGCACCUCUGCGGUGAUAUUAAUGGCCAUGUUUGUCAAUGAAUCAGGUCAGUGAAUUGUUAUUGGGAGAGCAGUAGAGAAGAGCAUAAUGGCAUUCCAAGUAGUGUAGCAUAGUUUAAUCAAUACAGUUUAACUAAAGAAAAUAUACUUCAUGCUGUCUUGGGUUUCGUUUUUGUUUUUUUAAGGUUAGUCACAUAAUUUACACGAUUUUAUAGAGUAUAGUAUUUUGAAUUGUACUUACCAGUAAAUCAUUUGCUAAACAGAACUCCCUUGGAAACUAUUUAUUGUGUAGUCUAUGACAGUGGAAUGGUAUUUUAUAAUGUCUUUGUUUUUAAAGAAACAUGCUUUUUACACUGCAGAUUAAGUGUCAGUUUCCUGCUGGUCCCUAGUAUAAUUCCUUAUCUUUCCCAAACACCCUUGUGUGGCCCUUGAACGUUUUUGUACUCUUUGAAAAUUUUUUAUAAUUCUGAUUUUUAUUUGUAGCUGUUAAAUAAAGAGGAGCAAACAUAAAUUGGAUGUAAUAUAACAUCAUGGACCAUGUAUAUACCCACAGUUUAAAGAUUUGGGUUCAACAUUGUUUUUUUUGUCAUUGCCCACACUCACCCUUAAUUUUCUCAACUAAGUCUUUUUGUUGCAGAUGCCCUUUGCAUUGUAUUGAUCUGACUGUUGUAAUUUGAUUCAGAUCUGAAAAAGAAGUCCAGAAUAAAAUAUAUUUUGAUAUUA
Molecule: messenger RNA, 4641 nt
Organism: Anguilla rostrata (American eel)
Lineage: Eukaryota; Metazoa; Chordata; Actinopteri; Anguilliformes; Anguillidae
Product: F-box-like/WD repeat-containing protein TBL1XR1
Exons: 18
Coding region: 577-2124 (515 amino acids)
Biological process (GO): regulation of transcription by RNA polymerase II
Cellular component (GO): histone deacetylase complex
Molecular function (GO): protein binding; transcription corepressor activity
Source: RefSeq, a predicted model, not a curated record